Pogonomyrmex barbatus (red harvester ant) is the source of this 2238-nucleotide messenger RNA. RefSeq names its product A disintegrin and metalloproteinase with thrombospondin motifs like. Gene Ontology annotation, molecular function: metalloendopeptidase activity. Gene Ontology annotation, biological process: membrane protein ectodomain proteolysis. Lineage: Eukaryota; Metazoa; Arthropoda; Insecta; Hymenoptera; Formicidae. The record is from RefSeq and is a predicted model, not a curated record.
ACUUUUAUUAAAACAAAUCCAGGUCCUGCGAGUAAAAUUAAAGAAAAGGACAUCAUAACUUCGUUCUUGACAGGACUUCACGAUCGCCUUCACGAGUCUUCGCGCAUAUCGUCUGUCAUACACAAGAAUUAUGAAUUUGUAUAAUUCUUUCUUCAUUACUGUGCUCGCGCGCAAAUUAUACAUUAUAUGUACAAGUGUCUCGCUGUAUAAUCGCGAGCACAAAUCAAACAUUGGCGGACUAAUUUAUACCGGGACGCGAAAUAGUCCUUUCUCGUAUUCGAGCUACGGGCUCUCUCGCCGAAAGAUCGGGGAUAGGAUAUUCGUGGAUAUUCCCGAUAUAUAUUGAGAUACCGUGCUGACAAGACAAGAGAGAACGCGGUUUACUAAUUCGUAUCAUUCAAACCCCGGCCGAUUUAUCUUAUUUCGGUGAAAUUACGAGAGAAGACCGCUUUUCGCGCGAGGCAUCCAUCAAGAAUGUUCCUCGCGAUAUUUCUAUUGUGCCUGGCUGGAAUACCAUUUUCACGAUGCAAGCAGCUUCACGAGUACAUGACGUCGGACGAAGUGAUGUCCGUUUUUCACAAACCGCAUCACCUCGUACCCGAGUACGAAGUGGUGCCCGUAUUGCAUCGUACGGUGAAAACAGAUGAUUCUGAAGAAAGUGGAUCCGAAAUAAAGCUGAAUGCCUUGAACAAAGACGUUCAAAUGUACUUGUAUCCCACGGAAGGUAUUCUCGCCAGUAAGAGUACACCCGUAUGGACUGUUUCAUCCGAUUCGGAAGCAACCGAAGGAUUGCGGUACAAACAAGUACCAAAGGCUAUGAAAUCAUUAGGAACUAUGCUUCAAAACGUACACACUUCGAGCGCAGUUUUACUAACUCCUACUUCUGAUGGCCAAGUACAUUUGGAUGGUGUGCUUAAUAAUUCAUACGUCAUUAAAUCUCUGCCGCAACGAAUUUUGAAGCAUGUUCUUUAUGGGGGACACAACCUUUACGAGCCGCAUCAUACAAAAAACGUGACGGACGACGACUUCGCCUAUACGCAUCAUCACGUAGUGUACAAGAUGCCUUUGUCGGAUCAGCAAAAAGACUUCAAGAUCAAGGAUCCCGAGAAUCAGGAAGAAAAGCGCAAUGGCCCGGACAUUAUUUAUCCAGAAUGUUUAAUAGUGAUUGAUUACACUAUAUAUAAAUUACUCGGCAAAAAUCUCGAGCAGGCCAUAAAGUACAUUGUCUCGUUUUGGAACGGAGUUGACUUGAGGUAUCGCUUGCUUACCACACCCAAAAUUCGAUUUAAUAUCGCAGGAAUAAUUAUAGGCGUGGACAGAAAUGCGACCCCGUAUUUGGAAAACGGUCGUGUCGACGUUUCAUCCGUAGAUGCGGAUAUCGCUCUUCGUGGCAUGGCAGAUUACUUUUAUCGCGAAAACAGAUUCCCAACAGAUUCUUACGACUUGGCAAUCGCUUUGACGCAUUUGGAUAUGUGCAAUAUGAUUGACGAUUAUUGCGAUACAUCGACUUUGGGUUACGCGUACGUGGCCGGUGCAUGUGACAGAAACGCAACGAAGCAAUCAUCCGAGGCCGUGGGAAUUGUUGAAGAUAACGGCGGAUUUUCUGGUAUCAUCCCUACGGCUCACGAAAUCGGCCAUCUAAUAGGGGCACGUCACGAUGGCAAUCCAAAGAGUGCUAAAGAGUGCCCACCUUAUGAUGGCUUCAUCAUGACUAAUGGAUUGAUGUUGCACGAAAAUGGUUUCGAAUGGUCCUCGUGCAGCAUAAAUGCCUUCUAUAACUUUAUCAAUGAGGAUAGAGCAAAAUGUCUUUACAACAAACCGGUGUCGGAUACUGAAGUAUCGCGUGUUUUACCUGGACAAUUGAUGUCCUUGGACGAGCAGUGUUAUAAGGUCUUUGGAACAAAGGCGUGUAACAAAGACGCUUCGGCUUGUACCCGUUUGGAAUGCGCAUAUCCUAAAAUUGAAGGUUACUGUACAGCAACCGCACCAGCGGCGGAAGGCUCUUCUUGCGGGGAAGGUUUGAUUUGUUUGAAUGGUAAAUGUGUAUUAGAAGGAUUGUUACCCAAAGAAAAAGAAAAAGAGAAGGAAUUAUUAAAAUAUCUACCGAAAUUCAACCUUCAAUCAAUCAAAAAGAUUCCUUGGCUGUCAAUACUUCGAAAAUUAAAAGACAAAAUAAAAGACAGAAUAAAAGAAAGAAUAAAAAAGAGGCUUUUCACAUGAUGAAAAUAAACAUUCAGG